UAAAAUCCAAGUUAAACAAAAAAAUUCAAGGAAAAAAAUUAUACAUCACACAAAUUUAAAUCGUAAAUGAAAAUGUUCUAAUAAUUUGUGCAUUUUAAAUUGUACUUGAAGCAUAAAUCGAUUAAAUUUUAAUAUUCAAUUAAAAUUGAAAAAAAAAACACUGAGAAAAUUAACAAGAAAAAAUUUCGGAGGUGAACAAAAAAACAGCAAAAAUAAUAAAGAAGGAAAAACCCAUAAACAAGCAAGUGGAAAAUACUGCAACUUUUAAGUUUCCACGAAAGAAGUUGUGUCGAAUUGAUUUGUUGGUGAGUCAAGAAAAAAAAAAAUUGUACUUCCAAACAAGGUCAAGUGACGAAAUCUCUUCUUUUUUAUUUUUAUUUGUGUUGUACACACAAAAUAUAGAAGAAAAACGAAACAAUAAAAAAAAAACUCAAGUGCAUUACACAAAAAACAAUCAAGAAUUGUGAAGAAGCAUUAGCAAACUAAAACAAGGCAAUAUUAAUUAAUUGUUCGAGCACCAAUUAGGACAGUGACGCGCUCUGUGCAUAAUUUGAAAAUUGAAAAAAGUCAUUUGCUAAAGAAACAGAAGAAGCCCUUGAAAAAGAAGACGACGACGACAAAAGAAAGACAAGACAACGAGUGACCAAGGAGCAGAAGAAGAACAAAUAGCAGCAGCUAUGGAUUCAGAUGAUGAUGUCUUCGACAAUGACAAUGUCGACUCUGGCAAUGUGUCGAGUGGCGACGAUGAAGACGAUGACUUUGCCAUGGAAGUGGACGUUCCCAAUUCAAAGGAACGCCAACAGGAGCCAGAGGAAUAUCAGUACGAAGUGCUGACCACAGACCAGAUUGUUCAGCACAUGAUCGAUUGCAUCAAUGACGUGAAUGUCGUUGUUAACUUGCCAAGGACCAUAACUAGAAUUUUAUUGAAUCACUACAAAUGGGAUAAGGAGAGGCUCAUGGAACGAUAUUUCGAUGGCAAUCAAGAAGAUUUCUUUAGAGAAGCACAUGUUAUUAAUCCGUUUAUUAAAUCAAAUUUAGUGAACAAACCAAAGCAACAGAUAUCGACCUCUGUCGCUGAAGAAUGUGAGAUAUGUUUCACAUUGCUGCCGCCGAAUACAAUGACAGGUUUAGAAUGUGGACAUCGUUUCUGCAAGCCCUGCUGGGGUGAAUAUCUCACAACGAAAAUCGUGACCGAAGGAAAUGGCCAAUCGAUUGCGUGUGCAGCUCAUGGCUGUGAUAUUCUGGUCGACGAUGUGACCGUUACUAAAUUAGUAACCGAUCGCCGGGUGAAAGUCAAAUAUCAGCAUCUUAUUACAAAUAAUUUUGUGCUGUGCAAUAGGCUUUUGCGCUGGUGUCCGUCCGUCAAUUGCACUUAUGCGAUCAAAGUUACAUAUGUGGAUGCACGUCCGGUACGUUGUAAGUGCGGACACUCGUUUUGCUUUGAUUGUGGCGAGAACUGGCACGAUCCGGUGCAAUGUAGACUUCUGAGGAAAUGGAUUAAAAAAUGUGAUGACGAUUCAGAAACAUCAAACUGGAUAGCAGCCAAUACCAAGGAGUGUCCCAAGUGCAAUGUGACGAUCGAAAAGGAUGGCGGUUGCAACCACAUGGUAUGCAAGAAUCAGAAUUGCAAGCAUGAAUUUUGUUGGGUGUGCUUGGGAUCAUGGGAACCACAUGGAUCGUCGUGGUAUAAUUGCAAUCGCUUCGAUGAGGACGAGGCAAAGGCUGCUCGCGAUGCUCAGGAAAAAUUAAGGUCUUCAUUGGCGAGGUACCUUCACUAUUACAAUCGUUAUAUUAAUCACAUGCAAUCGUUGAGGUUCGAAAACAAAUUGUAUGCUUCUGUUAAGCACAAAAUGGAAGAGAUGCAACAACACAACAUGUCAUGGAUUGAGGUCCAAUUUCUUAAGAAAGCUGUCGAUAUUUUAUGUCAAUGUCGUCAGACUCUAAUGUACACAUACGUAUUUGCGUAUUAUCUCAAAAAGAACAAUCAGUCCAUGAUUUUUGAAGACAACCAAAAAGAUUUGGAAAGCGCCACAGAGAAACUCUCCGAGUAUUUGGAACGUGAUAUUACAUCAGAAAAUUUAGCUGAUAUAAAACAGAAAGUUCAGGAUAAAUAUAGGUACUGUGAGAAGCGUAGAAAAGUCCUAUUGGAUCAUGUACAUGAAGGCUAUGAAAAAGAAUGGUGGGACUACACAGAUUGAUAAGUUAAAUAGACGAAACAAUAUUUUGUCAACCAUACAGCACGUAACACUUUGAAAGGAAAAACAACAAAAAAUACAACAAAAACGCGCUUAAUUAAAACAAAGAAAUUGUUUUAGAAACCAGUUGAAAAAAAAAAAACACCAAUCAAAAUGUAUGAAAAGAAAAACAAAAGAUAAUGUUUUAUAGAAACAACAAUAAACAAGCAAUUCAGGUGUGUGUAUGUGUGAGAAAAAAAAUAAUAAAAAACAAACAACUUCAAUUUGUAAUUCACUAGUUUACAAUCUCUUCUUUUUUGUGUGAAGAUUGUAUUUUGAUUUUCUGUUCUUGUUGUAAUGUAGAGAGAACAAACUUAAAAAAUAAAAAAAAAUCAACAAAAAAAAUAUUAAAGAAAACCAAAACAACCCCACCCGACCCCAUCAAAUGGAGGCGCGGAGCCGUGUGUAAUCCUUGUAAAUAAAAAAAAUUCUAGAAGAAAAAAAUUAAACAUAAAACUCUUACUGUAAGAAAUAUUAAAACAAAAAAAACAGAAAAAAAAUGCGUUUUUUCGUUUGAAAACUAUUAACAACAAACAAAUAUAAUACAACAAUUAAAAAUAGUUAGAACAACAACAACAUAAUGCUAGGAUAUAGUUGUUCUAUCCAAUUAGAAAAAAAGAGACAUUUAAACAAAUAUAUUAUUGUUCUUUGUGUGGAAAAGAAACAAAAAAAAAUAAUAAA
Molecule: messenger RNA, 2915 nt
Organism: Episyrphus balteatus (marmalade hoverfly)
Lineage: Eukaryota; Metazoa; Arthropoda; Insecta; Diptera; Syrphidae
Gene: ari-1
Product: E3 ubiquitin-protein ligase ariadne-1
Exons: 8
Coding region: 678-2198 (506 amino acids)
Biological process (GO): protein polyubiquitination; positive regulation of proteasomal ubiquitin-dependent protein catabolic process; ubiquitin-dependent protein catabolic process
Cellular component (GO): nucleus; ubiquitin ligase complex; cytoplasm
Molecular function (GO): ubiquitin conjugating enzyme binding; ubiquitin protein ligase activity; zinc ion binding
Source: RefSeq, a predicted model, not a curated record